GGGGAAGUAGCUGUCAUCUAUCUACUACCAGCACAGCAGCGCAAACUCCUAUUGGUUCGCCCGGCGUUACGUCAGAUCCAGCUGUCGCCCUCGCGGUCUGUGAUUGGCCGCCGCCUGUUGCCAUGGUUUCUGCGGCCUGUUGGUUCCCCCGCAGCCUGCAGUGGAGCGGAUGGAGCAGGAGGAGCAGGCUCAGGGCUCUGUUCCCUCCGAGCUGCGGCCGGGGGGAGCGGGCGGGGAGCUCUGCCUGUCCGUGGUGCCCGAGCUGCUCAGAGUGCUCUGGGGAGAGGCGGAGAAGCCGCGGAGAAGUCCUGGGGGUCGAGUUAAGACUCAUCGCCUUCACCGACACCGACCGUGCCCGCUGGGGAGAGAGACCUACGGUAAGCCAGACCGGUGCGGGGUACAGAACUUAUUAUAAAAGAGGUAGAGGCCACCAGCAAUAACUGUUAUUGUUACUGUGGACAAUUUCCUUUAAAGGGACAAUUUAGGCACCACAACAACAUCAUCUAAAUGAAGUUGUUAUGGUGCCAAGAGACCCCUGUGUGCAUUCUUAUCUUCUUUCCCAGCCAGUUUUGUGAAUGGGGAGUACUGAUUGGCCGAGGCUGGCCACUGUCAGGCAAUCAGCGGUGCCCCGGCUAUGCGGCACUCUGCGCUUCCUGAAAGUGACAUUUCAGAAUCCGAAUGCCACGGGGCGGGGUAAGAUCGAUGCUGGAGUCAACUUCGGGGUUAAACCGUUCGAGAAAGAUUUAAUCCCUGAAGGUAAGAAUGCGCCCUGGGGCCUUUUGGCACCAUAACAACUUAAUUUAGAUUAAGUUGUUUUGGCGCUUGAUGUGUUCCUUUAAUAUCCAGUGUUGUAAUAAGGAGGCUAUGCUGGGUGCGCAUAAUGGGACAAGGGAUAAAGUUUUAAAACUUGCUAAUUAGGGUUGGGAACCUUCAGCACUCCAGCUGUGGGCUAGAUCUCCCCUGAUACUUUGCCUGCAUUAUGGCUGUAAGAACAUUAUGGGAAAUACAGUACACAACAUCUGGGCUGCUAAAGGCUGGCUACCCCUGAGUUAGGGUUACCAGAUCCACCACGUCUUCCUGGACACUAUAUUUAUUUGUUGCGCAGAGGUUUAUUGGAUAUGUAGGUCAGCUCAGUGAAACUGCAGAAUUAGCUGAGAGCAGCCAUAUUGUGCUGCUGCUUACCGUUGUGGCUUAGAAGGAGGUGGGUUUUAUUUUUCUGCUGUUCAUGUUCAGCAGAAAAAAUAACAGCAUUUGAAUAACAACAAAGAUUUAAAAAGCCAUCACCAUCACAUUGUGUAAUAUAGCUGCAGGAAUUUUGAAAAACAAUUUUGCAAGGAAACUGGGAUCAGGAAAAUCUAUACUCUAAACAUGUGCAAUGAACAUAAGUCAUAAGUGCUCAGUGUACCUUUACAUUGUUUUACAUUCAGGAUAUAGUUACAGGUGCACAAGCAUUUACAGGAAGUUCACCACAUACAGUAUUCUUGCUGCUCAAAGAAGGGAAGUAGAUCACUACUUUUAUUCUUAAACGGAUAAAAUCUUAGAUUGUGUAUGCAAGUACAGAGUACUUUGUAAACAUCUAGGUUUGACACUUGAGGCAAAAUAAUCAUUUUAGCUUAUUGACGUGGUUAUGGUUCCAGGGUACUGUUCGGGAAGUGUUUUAAUGAAUUCUCAGACUGACAUAAUGUUUUUUUUGUUUUUUUAAAGGGAAGCUCAUUCCUAAACCGAAAAGCAUUAUUUGUCAUAAAGCCAGGAAUUACACUUUUUGGCCCGCAUAACAACUUCUAUUAAUAAGUUGGUUUGUCAAUGUGGAAAGGAGGAACUUGCAUGUGCUGCUCCCUGGGAGCAAGCUCAAGUUCAAAACCUGUAUCUGUAAUGAUUGGUGCUGUGCAUGGUAAUGUGUAUCUAGGAUCCGUUAUCACAUGACAGGUCACUUGUUGGACUUGUCAGGGAGCAAGCUGUUCCUUAAAAACCUAUUUUUGUCAGUUUGAGAAAUUAAACAAAUGGCAGCAGAAACAGUACCUUGGCACAAUAACCAGUUCAAGCAGUGCGAUAUGUGGGAGGAGCUAUUCCAUGAAAGACUGUAAAAUAUACCUUUUAUUUCUCUUUUACUGAUGAAGGGUGGGAUUGAUUCAGAGCCAGUGUAUGACAAAUUAUGUAAACUACAUAACAAUGUAGUGUUUAACUUUAGAUUUCCAUUUCUUCACUAACAUUAACUUAAUUGUGUAAAAUAAUUAAUAAAAAUUGAUUGAAAAAGUUUACAAAAUUAGUUUUUAGUAUUUUUAUUUUCCGUUUGUAGCUAAUAUAUGGUUCUAUUCACCAAGCCACAGUGACCUAAGAGCAUUCCUGAAUCAUUCAAAAAUCAUCUCUGGCAUGCACAAGAAAAAAGUACAUUGCAUUGAAAGUCUCUAAGAGGGGAUUCUGUGCACAAUCUCACUUGAGUUGAGUUUGCCUUGAUUUAAGCCCCUCAACCAGUUCCACAUUGAUGUCAGUAAAGGAUUAUUUUAGGAGUACAAAACCAACCACUCUGACUCAUUGUCGAGCCGCAAGUCAAGCUAUUGGUGAAUUGACCCAUUUCGGUCAUAAGUAAAUUAUUGGGCCUAUUCAGAGCUAUGGGUAAUGACCUUCCGAGGAAAUAUUAUCCUUCAUGCUUUACAAAUAGCUAUAUUAAAACUGCUCUUUGUAAUUUCAUAUGGUAAGAUGUUCCACAUGUGAAGUAAAGCUAUUGAGUAAGCAGUAUGUGCAAAACACCAGGUUAUUUGCUUCUGGAUAGACCACAUCUCUUGCCUUGCCUUGGAAGUGCUGAUGGCACAGAAUGUUUGUGUUAAGUUUAUCCAACAUUGUAUAACAAAAUGUUUUCUUAAUUUGCAGCUCUAAAGAAGUUACGAGAAGCGGCAAAUGGCAAUGACCUUGACACAGGUAUGUAUUGUAUGAUUUUGAUAUUGGAUGUGAUACUCGACAGAUGAUGAUGUAAGCACUAAUCUCACUCUUGUUUUCACUUUCAGUCCAGCGUUUGCUUGAUGAGGGAGCAGAUCCCUGUGCUGCAGAUGACAAAGGGCGAACAGCGCUUCAUUUCGCAUCUUGCAAUGGAAAUGAUCAGAUAGGUAAGAAGAACUUUGGGGAAGUUUAAGUUUUAUGUAAACAAGGAAAUGUACCACCUAAAUAUUGAUAUAUAUAUUCUGUUUUGUGUCUGGUAUGCAGAAGCCAUGUCACAACAUGUAUUUAUAUAUCUUUUGCCUAUUGCAUAGCUGUACAUGGUCAUGCUUUUAGUGAUCAUUUAAAAUGUAUUAAAAGAUUAUGCAAUCAUAGUUGGAAUGAUCGUGCAUGACUGUUUCUGUUACUUUUUGUUGUAAACAUUGCCUUCUCAGAGAAAAGGCAGUGUUUAGAUUACAGCAUAAGAACACUUCCAAUGGCCACUCCUCAGAUGGCAACUAGAGGUGCUUCCUGGGUCAGUGUUGCACAGUAUGCAGCACGGACGUUCAGCGUCUACACGCUCUGCAUGGAGACACCGAACUUUCCUCAUAGAGAUACAUUGAUUCAAUGCAUCUCUAUGAUGAGAUGCUGAAUGGCUAGGGUAGCACUUGGCUCUGCCCCUGCCUCCUUGGCUGAGAUCAUCAGAAUCUCAGAAUUUUCCUAUGGCAAAGCAUUGUGAUUGACUGUGAUCAUCACUUCUACGAUGUCAGCCAAGGAGGCGUAUCAGGCGCUGGAAAAAGGUAAGAUUUUACUAUAUUUGGGGGGGAGGGCCUAAAUAGUGGUUUUAAUACUAUAGGGUCAGGAAUUCACAUUUGUGUUCCUCAUGCUAUAGUGUUCCUUUAAUAUUAACAAAUUGAUAUGGCCUGCUAGCGUACCAUUUAAUUCACUUUAUGAAGUAAAGAAAGACAUAAUGUACAAAAAAAAAAAAAAUAGAAGAUAAUGUAUAAUUCUGAUAAAGAUUUUGAAAGCAACCUAUUUCAUACUUUCUUUUCAGUAAGUUUGCUUCUAGACCAUGGUGCUGACCCAAACCAGAGAGAUGGACUGGGGAACACACCUUUGCACUUGGGUAUGUCAGAAUUUUUAUGACCUCAGUAACUAAACUAUGGAAAGUAAACACUUGAACGUUAAUCAUAAAUAUAUUUAUUAUUAAAGGUUGGAGUUUUUGGUUUACAUUUUUUUUCACUCUCCUAUAUUCUGUUUUUUUUUUUUUUUUUUUUUUUUUUUUUUUUUUUUUUCAAAUUGGUAGCAAAUGUAUAUUUAAAUGAUGAGAAAAGCUAUAAAGAUUACACAUUUGGAAUCCAUAGUGCAGGCGCAUUAUAUCUUAAGUGACAAGGUGACAUUCUACAACUUCUAGUGUGCAUUUGCCAUCUAGACAUUUUGGAGAACACAUUUAACGAUUGGGAGGAACAUUGAUUCCUGUCAGUAGGUGAAAGAAGCAGUUUACAAGUAUAUGCUUUAAUUUCUCAAUUUUCUAGUGAUUUCUGCAGUAUAUUGUGUUGAUUAAAUCAAUAUCCAUUUGAAAAUCCAAGAAUGUUAGUUUUCAUUAGUCACUCGUAUUUCUUUUCAAUCAUUACAAAUAAGAUCUGAGGUUGAUUUUUGUUUUAACUUCUCAACUCCUCUUGUUCCCCUUAGCUGCUUGUACAAGUCAUGUGCCAGUCAUUACAACUCUGCUUCGUAGAGGUAAUAAUAUAUUUUAUAUUAACAAAGCUCUAAUGAUUUUUUUUAAAUUGGUCAUCAGCAUUGUGGGUGUUGUAAUGUUGCAGCAGUUUAUCUAUUUUCUGCACAAACAACAUACUUUUUCAAUUUAUUUAUUUUUUACAAGGCCAUUUAUACACUUUAAAAAAAGCAACUUUGCAAAAUGAAACAGAAAUAUAGAAAUGUAAACUAUGGUACAGUAACUGGUUUUAAUCACUAACAAAUCAUGCAUCAGAGCUCAGGGAUACAACACAUAUGUUGUCUUCUAUAUUACAUUUAACUGUGCUUGGGUAGCAACCUGAGGGGUAGGCAUGGACAAAAGUGGGAGAGGCCAGAAUGAUAAGCAUGUGUAAACUGUGUAGGUCAUCUGGUUUGGGAGGUGGGAAUUGUAGAUAAUGGGAGUUUUUUGAUUUAAUAAUUUUUUUUCUUUAAGGUGCCAGAGUGGAUGCUUUAGACAGAGCAGGCAGAACCCCACUACAUCUAGCCAAGUCCAAGCUGAAUAUCCUACAAGAUGGGAAGUCACAAACUUUGGAAUCCUUGAGGCUAGAAGUAAAACAGGUGGGUAAAUUAUUGCUUUUUGGCAACAUACUGUCAUACUAUGAAGCCUACUCUGUGAAUGGUGAUUUUGACAGGAAAAUAUAGAUUUCAAGUGGAUAAAGUAUCAGGUGCUUCUUUUUAACAUGUAUACACAAGGCGGUGCGUGUCAUUCUGUCAUUUACAAAACAUUAUAGUAUAGGGUCCGGUUAAUGGUCAAAGUGCCUCCUUUUGGAUCCUAUAGAAUAUCCUGCUCAAUGUGUUUAUUAACUAAAUAAAAAUAAAACCGCUAAACAUUUUAAUUACACUUUUUUUCAGUUGAGUGAUUACAUGAAGGAAAAUAAGUGUUUGUAGCAGCUAUAAAAUACUUUGCACUUUUAUAAUCACACACAUUUAACAUACCUUUUUAUAUUCACCGUUAAAUAUUAGGCCAAAAUAUCCAAGCUGAAACAGUUGUUCCCCCCCCCCACCCCCUCUUUUCUAACAAAUAACAAUGGGAAAUUUAAUAUAAUAGAAAGUGUAUCCAAUGUUCAUAGAAACUUGGACCAGAAGGAGAGCAAUAUUACUUAAGAUACUUUUGCAUUUAUUGUAUUAUUUACACCAUGUUAAACUUAAAUAUUAAACAUAUUUCAAUGUGAAGUUUAGAAAUGGAAUUUAAUAGCAGCUGCGUUCCGCACAAUCCAUACCUUUCUUUCUCAGGCAUGACGUUCCAAGUGCUCUUUUUAUUCCUCACAUUUUUAAAUUUCCUGCUCCCUCUGCUGGGUUAGAUGAAGCUGAUUAUCCUACCCUAUUUUUUUUUGUUGCUAGAGAAAUGCUUGGGUUUGUUGUUUUCCCCUGUGACCAGGCCUACCCUAUAAUGUGUAUUUCAGUAAUUCACCAUGCCCACUCUCAUACUCCUGAAAUAAUACACCCAAAAGGCUGAACUUGAAGUAUUUUUCAAAAUAUAUUACGUUACCUGUCCUAAAACUGAUGCACAUUUUAUUUUUUUUGUCUUUAACCCAAUUUCCAUCUUUCUCUCAUUUUACCCACUUACUUCCUUCAUUGCAGUAAUUCUUACCUACUCCCUCAUCUUUACUUCAUAUACAUGCAGUUACUUCCUUUUGGCCUUUUUUGAGGAUUCCAUUUUCAUUGCAAAAAUCCUCUUCAACCUUUUUGGUCUUCCCCCUUAAAGAAAACAAAAACUCCACUGGUGUCUAGUCAACUAAUAUACUCCUCAAGCCCCACCCCAACCCUCUCCUCCCCAAUCGCAAAUGAGGAACCUACCACUUGUCCAUUAUGAUAGUACUCAUGUGAUUAGUUACUCAUCACCUGAUUCUGUUAAAUGCAAUCUAAUUACCAUUGCAAUUAUUAGAUCAUCCAAAUGUUGCGGGAGUACCUGGAAAAGUUGGGGCAGCAGGAACAGACAGAACAGCUGGACCAGAUCUGUUCUAGACUGCAAAGAACUAGCACAAAAGAGCAGGUAAUUUCCUGAAAAACCACUGUAUAUGAAUUAAAUGUAUUGGAGCCUCAAUUUAAAUAUUUUUGGAUAAGCUUUUAAAAUUAUUUUAAAUGUUAAAUUGAGGGCUAAGUCAGGUCUGUGAUGUUGUGUUGGAUUUUUAUUUUAUUUUAUAUAAUAUAUAUAAUAUAUAUAUAUAUAUAUAUAUAUAUAUAUAUAUAUAUAUUAUAGUUAAUACAACGUUAAACAAAAAUCUGCACACCAGUCAAGUCAUAAGACUUGCUUUUCCCACAGAAAUCCCAAAUCUGCAGUGAUGUUACAACCGCAAAGUAUUCUGGGUGGGCAUAUGCAAAUUAGUUUAUCAAAGAAUCCAUUUUUGCCUCAUUCCAUUUUAAACCUGGAUUCCUUUUAAUCUGUGUUUGCUGUAUACAACUGCUUGGAACACAAUUUAGGAAAAGAUGCAAAACCAGUGAACCACUCAUGGACAGCUGUUUCGUUGUAAAUGCAACUCAUCAGCAUGAGGUUGGUUACUGGUUUGCUUAUUGAGGCUUGGUAGUGCUUGGGAAGCAAAAUCCAAAUCGGUUAUGGUGGGGAAAAAUUGUGAUUGAAAACCCCUUCCACCUGAAGUCUGUGGAUAACAACAUAAAUGUUAAACAAAAAUUCGCACACCAGUCAAGCCAUAAGACUUUGCUUUUCCCACAGAAAUCCCAAAAUCUUGCAGUGAUGUUAAGCAAAAUGUGCUAAAGACUUGGUGUGUGUGUGUGUGUGUGUGUGUGUGUGUGUAUAUAUAUAUAUAUAUAUAUAUAUAUAUAUAUAUAUAUAUAUAUAUAUAUACAUACAUAUUAUGCAUAACAAUUCUAUACAUAUCUGAUGCUGCAUCCUUCUUUACUGCUGGCAGUUUACUGGACCUGCUGCACAUUAAUCCAGGUAUAUUGACAUGUCUGCUAACAGGACACCUGACUGCCACAGUGCUAUGCGCUAAUGAAAAGCAGAGACGUGUAAGUGCCCCCCAACUUGCACAAGUGAAUUUCUGCUACCCCACUAAAUAGAGGAAGAAAUAAUAAAAAAAUAAAAAAAAUGUUAAACCUGAAUGAGUUUACAUAUAUAGCUUUAAUAUGUGAUAGGACAUACAUUGUAAGCAGUAUAAAGAUCUUCUUGCCUUUUCUGCUUUUUGCCCAUUAGGUUGAUGAAGUGACUGAGCUUCUUGCUAGCUUCACAUCUCUCAGCCUCCAGAUACAGAAGAUGGAGAGCAGGUAGCUAGAGGUGCUGGGUUCCACCAUUACUGCUCAAUCACAGCCAUGAGACUGUACUGUGUUCCGUACCCUUUUAAGAUUAAACUAUUUGUUGCAAGAAAUGUUACAACCUAAUUCCAUGUACAAGAAGUGUUUGUUUGUUUCAUGUCAUCUCAAGUUAGCCAACCAUGCUGCAUUCAGUAAACUGACCCUUGCAAACGCUUAGCUUGGUUUUCAAACACUCUUCUGUACAGAGACAUGUGCUGAUUGCACAUACAUUACUAGAGAUGGAUAAUCAUUAGCACCAUCUGUAAAAUAAGUUUUCCUGAACCAAGACUAAGAAGAUGAUAAUAUUGACUUUCUUGGAAAUCUAAGAACCUAAAAGUAGAUGACAUGCAAGGAAAUGUCUUAGUUGACAAGAAAGCAAUUAUGUUCCCUCAUUACAUUUUUUUUAUUUUUAUUUUAUUAUCAAAGCUGGAAAGAAUUUCCAAUUAUAAGUGAAUGUAGUGUGUGUUACUAUUACAGUCUGCUGUUCACAUUUCAUAUCCCUUGAUGAAUUGAGACUACCAAUUUGUUACAUAUUAUGUAUGUAUUUUGUUGUCCUGUGCUUGUGUUGGGUCUAGGUUUUGUGUGAGAAACCUGUGUUAAAGUUGUAUGGUCCUUUGGAAACUCACCUCCAGAAUUUAUUUUAUACUCUUUGCACAUUCCAGGUCUUCUGUUUUGUUUCUACCUUUUAUUUUUUUUUACUAAAUUACCUACGCAUACAAAUAUGUUCUACAACGGCAAGUAAAGUGUUUUUUUUUUUUUUUAAAUUGUAUUUUGUGUAUAUAAUAUAGUAGUCCAUGUUGAGUAAUGUGUUUUUGGAAAAUAUGUUUAACUUGCAGCUAAUGUUUGAUUUAAAAUGUGAAUUCAAGUUAAAAAUAUAUAUGUGCAAAUGGCUUUGAAAUUCAUUUUGUUAUGAAUUGCUAGUUUUGUCAAGUGCUGUUGCAUGUGAGGUCAUAGCAAUUGUUUCAUGUGUUUUGAAUUAAAUUUCUUUUUUUGUGACCUUGUUAAAGCUUUUCCAUUUGAUACACAACAUUUGUCAUAGUUUUCUUUAGUGUGUGGGAUAAAUACCACAGCAAGUACUCUGUAUACAUGUGUCAGAAGAAAAGUAGUUUGAAGAAAUGGCCCAGGAAUAAAAAUACUUUUUUUUAAAGUUUUUUUUUUAAAAAACAUUUUUAUUUUCCAAUGUGCUCGUAAUCUUUAAUAGAUGUGUUAGAGGGACAUUUGCAACACUCAUUUGCCAAUGUGUACCUCUAAAGUCAGCUUGUUACACAAAGCGUAAAAUGUUUUUUGACAUUUGUUUUUAACUUUGAUUUAUCAAAUAAAAUAAAAAAAUAAGUAGUUUCAGUUGUCUCUCUUGCAGACAAUUACCAAUGCGUAUACAGCCACUGCUUUUGCAAUUGGCUUUGUGCAAUCCCUUGCCUGUUUUGUACUUCAUUGUGUUCAAAUUUUGUAGGUUUUGUUGGUUAAUGUUGAAGGAGAACAUGACUUUUGAGCAUGAAUUCUGGAAUCAUGCACAGUGCCACGUUAUACUCGUAGAAAAUUAUGUACGGCUUCUACAAAAGAAAUGCACCCAGUUUAGAAAUGCUGCACUCUGAAGCUAAAGGCACUAGUAGAGCAGUCUUUUGGCAAAUGUUGGAAAAGGUGACAGAUUCUAAUGGUUCAAAUGGAUGUUUUUGAAGAGCAGAAAGAAGCACUGGUAGAUCCCAUGGUGGGCAAAAGGAUUUCCUAGGGGGGUGUAAAAGUAGAACUCCUCUGAGGAAUUGUAUAACAUCUGUAUCCUAUACCUAUUUUACACUGUGCAGAGCCAAAAGUGCUGAAAUGUGAACUUUAAAUGUAAUAAAGCUUAAACCCUUUUCGUGCAGAAAAUGAAAUUCAUCCGAGGAAGAAAGAGUGGAAGCAGUCCAGUCUCAGAAGAUAGCUGUAGUAAUAACAAAUCAGAGAAUGUGAGGGAACAAUCAAAGGAGCUGUUUAAUUUUUUUUGAGACUUAAAAACGUUUUGACGACUCAUUUAAUUAUAUUUAAAUCUAGUUUAAACAACAUGAUCAAGAUAUUAUUUAAUUCAUAUAGAAUAAAUAAACCGCUUUCUAAAGCUUUGCUAUUAAGCAAAAUGUACAAUAAAGAAAAAAUAGCUAUAGCUGCCUGGAAGGUAGAACUAAACAUAGACAUAGAUAUCAAGCACUGGGGUUGUUCACUGGAGGAAGUUUCGAAGACUAUACAUUCUCUAAAUUUACUAGAAACCCACUUUAAGGUUUUAAAUAGAUGGUACUUAGUACCAGACAAAUUGAACAAAAUGUAUCCCACAAUAAAUCAAAAUGUGGGAGAUGCGGCUUAGCUACAGGUACUUUUAAGCAUAUAUGGUGGGAGUGCCACAAGUUGAACAACUUGUGGUCUAAAAUCCAAAGGUUUAUACCUGUAGAUCUGAACCUUGGGUUGAGGCUCUCCCCAGAGAUCGUCCUGCUUCAUUUAAAUUGGCCGGCAAUGACAUAUGAGUUGAAAAUUAUUCUUACUCAUCUUUUCUUAGCUGCCAAAAUUGUGAUUGCAAGAAGUUGGAAAAAUUAUAUAGACGUCCCUUGGGAUCAAGUUAGAGCCCAGCUUAAGUUCCAGAUCAAAAUGGAAUUAAUGCUGAAUAAACAAAAAUUAAGUAAAAAAGUAACUGUUUGGAUGAAGUGUUGGGAGCGGAUAAAUAAAUAGAGAUUCUAGUAAAUAAAGCGUCUGUCAAAACUAAUUUCUUUAUAAAUUUAAAGUGAAACAUUGCUAGAACGUUUAUAUCUUGGAUAAUAUAAGAUACAUAGUCUUGCUCGACCUGCAUCUUCUCCUUCCCCCCGACAAACAGAUUUAGCUUAUUUUUUCCUAUUUUUUUUUUUUUCUCCCCUGUUGCAUUGUCUUGUAUUUGUAGAUAAGUUAAAUGUAUUGUGUUGUUUUUGGUCAGUGAAAUGUGUAAGGAAAAUUUACACUGCUAUAUUCCUCAAAUUGAAGAAAUGUUUCCUACCAUUAGUAUGUAAAUUAUUGUUCUGUAUUGUCUCUUAUGGAAAGAUUUUCAAAUAAAAAUCAUAUAAGAAAAAAACAAAUCAGAGAAUGCCAUCUUCAUCAGUCAUGCCCACUUUAAUCUCC
Molecule: messenger RNA, 11022 nt
Organism: Pelobates cultripes (western spadefoot toad)
Lineage: Eukaryota; Metazoa; Chordata; Amphibia; Anura; Pelobatidae
Source: the annotation of a GenBank genome assembly